Messenger RNA from Emiliania huxleyi CCMP1516, 894 nucleotides. RefSeq lists its product as hypothetical. The record is from RefSeq and is a predicted model, not a curated record. NCBI's taxonomy places the organism in Eukaryota, Haptophyta, Isochrysidales, Noelaerhabdaceae. The transcript has 2 exons. The coding region runs from base 1 to 894 and encodes 297 amino acids.
AUGGCCGCGGCGAGGCAGGCUGGGGCGGAGCUGCAGGCGCAGGCCGAGGCGGCGUGGCAGGCUGGCGGGCAGGCGGAGGCGGAGGCGAGUGGCGGCGAGGCGCUCGGCGUCGGCGCGAGUAUCCUCAUCUACGUCGAGAGCCGCGCGUGCUGGUGCGAGGCGACUGUGGACUCAGCGCUUCGAGCGCGGGACGCCGCACACCGGCUCGAGAUCCGGCAGCGCGGUGCAGCACAGAGCCUGCGGCGGUGGCUGAACCUCUCCGAGCAGCGCUGGCUGCCGGCAUCGGCGGCGCCUCCGCCAAAGCCAAUGGCCGAGAUGACUGUGCGCGAGCUCAUCUACGAGCGGAAGCAGGGCGUGCCGACUGAGGCGGCGAGGGAGCGCGCCGAGCGGCGGAAGCAAGGCUUGCCCCUCGACGCGCCGCUUGGUCAACGGCCGCAGUCUGGCGGCGGCGCAGCGGGCGGCGGCGGCGGCGAGGGGCGUGGCGGGGAGCGAGGCGGCGGCGGCGGCGGCGGCGGCGGCGGUGGCGACGACGACGACGGGCCGCCGCUCACGUUGUGGGAGGAGGAGCGGAUGCGGCGCGAGGACGAGGAGGAGGCGCUCCAUGGCCCACGGUUGGCGGGCGACGGCGACGAGGGGGGCGCGGAGGGCGCGUUUGCACCGCAGCUGCGGUUCGACGAGGAUGGCAACAUGGUGGUGGACGAGUCGUCGCUGUCGGUGACGGCGGGGCGCGCGACGCGGCUGCAGCACACGGGGCAGGUGGAGGACGCCGAGCGCCUCGGCGUCACCUCCUCCUCCUACCUCAGCCGCGCGCCGUCGACGUCCUGGUCCGCGGCCGACACGGCCGCCUUCUACGAGGCGCUGCGCGGCCGGCGGCACAGCGGUGAACCAUGGUGA